GGAAAAAAAACCCCGCUUUUGGUUGAGGUUUUCCUGUUACUAUCACUGUAGCGUUUAUUUAGCCAAUCUCCUAACUAUGACGCGAGGAAGGCAGGAAUCAUGGCUCGCUCAUAAUAUUUAACACACCCACUGAAAGCUGGAGCUGCAGAGCUACUAGUCCAACCAGUCUCCAGAAUUCAGUGUAGCUGAAAGAGGUUUUCACUCUGCACCUGCCAAAGAUCUCUCCCCCCUCUUUCCUUCUCUCCCCCCUCCUCUCUUCCUUUCUCUCUCUCUCUAAAAGGCAGAUCUGUAAGACCCAGCAGAGAUCAAAGACCUCUUCGCUAAAAAGAACCUCUACUGAUUUAUAUUAGUUUCUUUCCUCUAAUCCUUCCUUCUCUCCCCUCUUUUUUUUCUGUGCCAUAUUUAACCUUUAUGUUGCAGUUGUGCCAUCAGACAGUUUUGCAGCCAAAAAAAACCAACCCAAGCCAAAGCAAAAGCCCAGCUCGGAUACAGCAGCCACUCAGACUCGAUCUCAGUUGAACAUACUAAUCUCUCCCGAGCACUGGACGCGAUGGACGAAGAAACUGGAACUGCUCUAAGAAAAUGAUUUUCCAGCCAAUGUUCUUAAAGAGUCUGAGAGAAGAGAGGGAGCGAGAGCGAGUGGAGAGCGCUUCUGCUGCAUCACUCCUCAAAUCCAAGGGAAGGGAGUCAGCGUUUCCAGCACAGCCAAAUAUUAUGGAUGAUUUUUUUUCUUCUGUCGCCUUUCCGCACAGGUUUUCUUAAUAUUUUUCUUUCCCCCCUCCUCCUCCCCGUAUAUUUUUUUAAAUUUUAUUUAAUCAGCGCCAGUGUCUGAUGCCGGUUUCUCUCCAAGAGUCAGUUCUCGGUAUUUGUUGUGAUCCCUGUAAUAAAAAGAAGGAGAAAUCGUGAACAGAUGGCUUUCUAUAUUGCCAUGCCGCUGGCAUUGUUUUCCUGUUGAUUUUAAAGGCUCGGUCCGGAGCUCCUUUUUAUUAUUAUUUUUUUUUCCUUUUAUUCUUUUUUUUUCCCUCCCCCUCCCAAGUUCUUGAUGAUACUGAGAAAUGAGGACCUAUCGGGUUUAGCCUGUUUAUUUCUCGGCGCCUAUGGAGGUAACUUUAUUGACUUGAUCGCUCGCUUCCCGACCCGAGAGGAGCAACCCGGAGCCCCGGGGGGGGCCCGGCAGCCCCGCGCCCGCCCGGGCUCUCUCCGCCGCCGCCUCCCCUCCCUCCCCCUUCCCCCGGUAAUUCAUCAGCCGCCCCGGCCAUGAAAAUGCUCCUGGUCCGCAAGUUCCGGGUGCUGAUCCUGAUGGUGUUCCUCGUCGCCUGCACCAUGCACAUCAUGAUCGACCUGCUGCCGCGGCUGGAGCGCCGCGGGCCCGAGGGCCGCCCGGGCUGUUCCUGCCCGCCGCCCGCCGCCGCCGCGCCGCCCCGCGCCGCCCCGCGCUGGCCCAGCAAGCACACGCUGCGGAUCCUGCAGGACUUCAGCGCCGAGCCGGCCUCCAACCUCUCCUCGCAGUCGCGGGAGGCGGCGGCGGAGCGGGCGGCGGGCGGUGGAGGCGCUGGAGGCGUUUGGGUCUUGUUGUGUUUUUUUUCCCUUUUUUUUUUUUUUUUUUUUGGUGGUAGGCAAAAUGAAGAUCAUCAUGAAGAAUUUUUGCCAACAGGAGAAACCUCCAUAGACUCCUAUCCAAACUGGUUAAAAUUCCACAUUGGCAUUAAUCGGUACGAGUUGUAUUCCAGACAUAAUCCUGCAAUUGAGGCUUUACUACAAGACCUUGUCUCCCAAAAGAUAACCAGUGUUGCGAUGAAAUCAGGAGGCACCCAGCUGAAGCUGAUCAUGACAUUCCAGAACUAUGGACAAGCAUUGUUCAAACCAAUGAAGCAAACCAGAGAACAAGAAACCCCACCUGACUUUUUUUAUUUCUCAGACUAUGAGAGACAUAAUGCAGAAAUAGCAGCAUUUCAUCUGGACAGGAUCCUGGAUUUCCGUCGUGUGCCACCAGUUGCAGGUAGACUGGUUAACAUGACAAGGGAAAUACGAGAUGUUACUCGUGACAAGAAGCUGUGGAGAACAUUUUUCAUCUCACCAGCCAACAACAUCUGUUUCUAUGGGGAAUGUUCUUACUACUGCUCAACAGAGCACGCCCUGUGUGGAAAACCAGAUCAGAUUGAAGGGUCCCUGGCUGCUUUCCUACCAGAUUUGUCUUUAGCAAAAAGGAAAACCUGGAGAAACCCUUGGAGACGUUCCUACCACAAGCGCAAGAAAGCAGAAUGGGAAGUUGAUCCAGAUUAUUGUGAAGAGGUUAAACAAACACCCCCGUAUGACAGUGGGACCAGAAUUCUGGAUAUAAUGGAUAUGACAGUUUUUGAUUUCCUAAUGGGUAACAUGGAUCGACAUCACUAUGAAACCUUUGAGAAGUUUGGAAAUGAAACGUUUAUUAUCCACUUAGAUAAUGGAAGAGGGUUUGGAAAAUAUUCCCAUGAUGAACUUUCCAUAUUGGUGCCUUUAAACCAGUGCUGCAGAAUAAGGAAGUCUACCUAUCUGCGAUUACAGCUGUUAGCCAAGGAGGAAUACAAACUCAGUCUCUUGAUGAAAGAAUCUUUGCUAAAAGAUAAAAUAGCUCCGAUUCUCUACCAGCCUCACUUGGAGGCGAUGGACAGGCGGCUACGGAUUGUCCUCAAGGCUGUUAGUGACUGCAUAGAAAAGGAUGGUUAUGACAAUGUGGUUGAAAAUGACUUUAACACUGAUGUUAACACUGUUACAACCGAGAGGUAGUGAAAUCGCAAGACUACGUUUUUACCAGCCGAGUAAAGAAGAUUCAAAGAGGAAAAAGAAAAAGAAAAUAAAAAUUAAGUCUUGCAAAAGACUGUGUAUGCCACUUUGUGAAUUCAGUGAAUUCAGAAAUGAGAUAUAAUUGUUCCCAAAGUAGGUAAAGUGUAGACUCUGCAAAGGAUUAGUUCAUUAAGAAAAAAUAAGUCUAAUGUGAUGCUUUUCAUUAGUUCCUGAAGAGAGAUUAUGAAAAGAUUCAGAAAAUACUCAGAUCAUUGACAGACAACAGUCUGAUAGCAAAACACCUCCUGUCCUUUUUUGUAUAGAAAGGAGGCCUUUACUUAAUAUUUUGUAUUUAUAUAUGGUAUAUCUAUGAAACCCCAGACCUACCUACCAAAUUUAACUAAGAGGGAUGGCAUAGUUUUGUGACUCACACUUUAUUUGUGGUGACAGUCCACUUAGUAUUUUGUGUUAACCCUUUAAGUGCUCUAAUCCACUGUAUCUUAUUUAAAUUGAAUGCUUUUUUCCCCCCAGCUACUCAGCAUUUAAAGGGUUAAGGCAUUAAGAACCUUUAAAGGCAAAAAAUAAUAAUAAUUAUAAUAAUUAUAAUAAUAAAAAUAAUAAAUACAGUGGUUACCAGAAGGGAAUUUCACUAAUUGUGCAUUGACAGGAAUACUUGAAUGUUGGUUUUACAAAGUGAUGUAAAAUGACAAGUUGUACUAUUUGUCCAUAAGGAGGUGGCAGCUCUUAUCUUUCUAGACUAUCAUAGCUGAGCUGCUACUUUUCAAUUUUGCUUUUGAUAGUUUUGUGUAAAUAUAUACAUAUAUGGGUAAAAAGCUGCUUUCAGCAGCUCUAGGCUUACUUUUGCAGCAUUUUUGUGGAAUUGUUUGCAACGUGGUAAAAGUGCAAUAAAGAUAUGGCAAAAUGUGUA
This is a messenger RNA of Corapipo altera (White-ruffed manakin), 3691 nucleotides long. It is a transcript of the gene FAM20C, whose product is annotated as FAM20C, golgi associated secretory pathway kinase. The transcript is spliced from 10 exons. Gene Ontology annotation, biological process: protein phosphorylation. The record is from RefSeq and is a predicted model, not a curated record. Gene Ontology annotation, molecular function: protein serine/threonine kinase activity. NCBI's taxonomy places the organism in Eukaryota, Metazoa, Chordata, Aves, Passeriformes, Pipridae. Bases 1258 to 2766 code for a protein of 502 amino acids. Gene Ontology annotation, cellular component: Golgi apparatus.